Molecule: messenger RNA, 465 nt
Organism: Aspergillus niger
Lineage: Eukaryota; Fungi; Ascomycota; Eurotiomycetes; Eurotiales; Aspergillaceae
Exons: 4
Coding region: 1-465 (154 amino acids)
Biological process (GO): removal of superoxide radicals
Molecular function (GO): copper ion binding; superoxide dismutase activity
Source: RefSeq, a predicted model, not a curated record
AUGGUCAAGGCUGUCGCUGUUAUCCGUGGAGACUCUAAGGUCUCCGGCACUGUCACUUUCGAGCAGGCCAACGAGAACACCCCCACCACCAUCUCCUGGAACAUCACUGGCCACGACGCCAACGCUGAGCGUGGCUUCCACGUCCACCAGUUCGGUGACAACACCAACGGCUGCACCUCCGCUGGCCCUCACUUCAACCCCUUCGGCAAGACCCACGGUGCUCCCGAGGACGACGAGCGUCACGUCGGUGACCUUGGCAACUUCAAGACCGAUGCCGAGGGUAACGCCGUUGGUUCCAAGCAGGACAAGCUGGUGAAGCUCAUCGGUGCUGAGAGCGUCCUGGGCCGGACCCUGGUCGUCCACGCUGGUACUGAUGACCUUGGCCGUGGUGGCAACGAGGAGUCCAAGAAGACCGGUAACGCUGGUCCUCGUCCCGCUUGCGGUGUCAUUGGCAUUGCUGCUUAA